CAUGUUGGGGGCGCGCGGCGGCCAUGGCUGCGAGCGGCCGGAGCGCGGGGGUGGCCGCGCCAGCUGCGCCGGGCACCUGCUGGAGGUGCGGCCCGGGCUGUACCUGGGCGGGGCGGCGGCCGUGGCGGAGCCGGGCCUCCUGAGGGAGGCGGGCAUCACGGCCGUGCUGGCGGUGGACUCGGAGGAGCCCGACCUCACGGCGGUAGCUGGGACCGAGGGUCUGCGGCGCCUCUUCGUGCGCGCGCUGGACGAGCCCGACACCGACCUGCUCAGCCACCUGGACCGCUGCGCGGCCUUCAUCGGCCGGGCCCGCGCCGAGGGCCGCGCCGUGCUGGUGCACUGUCAUGCAGGAGUUAGUCGAAGUGUGGCUGUAGUGACUGCUUUUAUGAUGAAGACUGACCAGCUUACCUUUGAAAAGGCCUAUGAAAGUCUCCAGAUCAUCAAACCAGAGGCUAAGAUGAAUGAGGGAUUUGAGUGGCAACUGAAAUUAUACCAAGCAAUGGGAUAUGAAGUAGAUACUUCUAGUGCAAUUUAUAAGCAAUAUCGUUUACAGAAGGUUACAGAAAAGUAUCCAGAAUUACAGAACUUACCUCAAGAACUCUUUGCUGUGGACCCAACCACCAUUUCACAGGGAUUGAAAGAUGGCAUUCUCUACAAAUGUAGAAAGUGCAGGCGAUCUUUAUUUCGAAGUUCUAGCAUUUUGGAUCAUAAUGAAGGAAGUGGUCCCAUAGCCUUUGCCCACAAGAGAGUGACACCAUCUUUCACACUCACCACAGGGAGUCAGGCUCAAUGUACAUCAUAUUUCAUUGAACCUGUGCAGUGGAUGGAAUCUGCUUUGUUGGGUGUGAUGGAUGGACAGCUUCUUUGCCCCAAAUGCAAUGCCAAGUUGGGUUCUUUCAAUUGGUAUGGUGAACAGUGCUCAUGUGGACGGUGGAUAACACCUGCUUUCCAAAUACAUAAGAAUAGAGUGGAUGAAAUGAAGAUGCUGCCAGUUUUGGGAUCACAAACUAGAAAAAUAUGAACUUGUGACAUUUUUGAUAGCUUGGAAAGCAACUUGCUGAUACUUGCUUCCAUUGCUUAUUGUCAUUCAUGGCAGUUUGUCUAGUUUAUAGGCAGUCAAUAUUUCAUUUGAUGUGACAUGGAAACUGUGCUUUGUUAUCUGUUAAUCUCUUACACUAUUUAAGUAGAAUACUUUUAUGGAAACCAAAAAUUGUAAUCAUGUAAAUUACAUUUUAUUUGAUAUUAAAAUUUUCUAUGACCCAUA
Messenger RNA from Nyctereutes procyonoides (raccoon dog), 1264 nucleotides. RefSeq names its product dual specificity phosphatase 12 (gene DUSP12). The transcript has 6 exons. Gene Ontology annotation, cellular component: nucleus. Gene Ontology annotation, molecular function: protein tyrosine/serine/threonine phosphatase activity. Gene Ontology annotation, biological process: protein dephosphorylation. The record is from RefSeq and is a predicted model, not a curated record. The coding region runs from base 2 to 1021 and encodes 339 amino acids. Lineage: Eukaryota; Metazoa; Chordata; Mammalia; Carnivora; Canidae.